AGGAUGAGGAGCUGAUUAUAUGAUAUAAAUAUGAGAGUCCUAUGAAAGCUCUUCAAAAAUCUGUGUCUUCUACAACAAGCAAGACCGCUCCUGCAUUUACUGAAAGUUAACCUAAUUCCUCUGCGAAGAAAGUAAAAAAAUGGCAACCCAUCUGAUAACAAAGCUCAAUGUCUCCACCACUAAGGACGAGGAGGAUAUACUUGCAGCUAAUGGUUAUCAGCUCAUCAAUUCUGACCUCAAUGAAGGAACUGGUAAAAACCGGGUCUUUCUUUGGUACAAGAAGGAGUGUGGCUUGAAACCUGUGACCAGGAUCCAGUUUUCAUUCAGUGAGCAAAUGAAAUCUGGUCUGGCUGAUGCUGGGUAUGAGCUGGUGGACAAGGAUCUGAACGCAGGAGCUGGCAGAGAUUCCAUCUUUCUUUGGUACUUCUACGGCAGCACUGAAUCUGACAUUCCCAUUAUGAACCUCGAGGUAACUAAAGAUGCCGAAGAAGAACCUGCUCUCCUGAAAGAUGGCUGGGAGAGACUGGGCUGUGAUCUGAACCGUAAGGUGGGAGGAAAAUACAUCUACCUGUGGGUGAAGAGAGAGAAGCCGAGCUACAUCUGUGAGAUCACAGCGAUUAUUGACUUCUCUUCUGACAAGCAAAAGUUUGAUCUGGGCUUCACUCGUGUGGAUGAAGACACCAAUCUUGACGCUGGUGGAAACCAAGUCUUCCUCUGGUAUCGCCGCACAACUGAUAAAAGCAAGGCUCUCACUGCUCUAAACGUAUCCAUCGACUUCCAGGAAAAUGUAAGGCUUCAGAAUGAAGACUUCAAAAAGCUCAGCGUUAAUCUCAACUCUGGAACCACUGGAAAAGAGGUUUACGCAUGGUACCUGACCGAAGGAUGUGAGUCGCAGAUCAAAAACAUGGUUCUGCUGAUCAACCCUGACGCCUGGACCGUGUACCAGAAAGCCGGUGUCAACUUUAUCAACAAAAAUCUGAAUGAGGGCAACAAAGGCCGGAAAAUUUACAUAGCAUACCAGUAGUGCUGUGGCUUAAAUAAUCGAACGGAUGCCACUAUAAGGCAACUUUAAUCACAGUUAUUGCUAAUUGUAAUGCAUGCUCUCGGUAUGUGUGAGAUCAGAUUGGCAGCUGUCUCACUGUGCUCGGGACAGAUAAGAACAUUUUAUUACUAAUUGUAAUGCAUGAUUUAAAAAUCACUCUUUAAAACUUCUGUCUGACUUAAUACACAUAAUGUUGACUUAAUGUUGUAACACACUCAAUCAAACUAACUUCAUUUGGCUUUUGCAUAUUAAUGCACAAUGAAAUAAAGACUUCUUUAACCACA
This is a messenger RNA of Carassius auratus (goldfish), 1326 nucleotides long. RefSeq lists its product as uncharacterized. The transcript has 2 exons. The record is from RefSeq and is a predicted model, not a curated record. Bases 140 to 1024 code for a protein of 294 amino acids. NCBI's taxonomy places the organism in Eukaryota, Metazoa, Chordata, Actinopteri, Cypriniformes, Cyprinidae.